Messenger RNA from Aspergillus versicolor CBS 583.65, 2258 nucleotides. RefSeq lists its product as uncharacterized. The coding region runs from base 79 to 2124 and encodes 681 amino acids. The record is from RefSeq and is a predicted model, not a curated record. The transcript has 2 exons. Gene Ontology annotation, molecular function: protein binding. Lineage: Eukaryota; Fungi; Ascomycota; Eurotiomycetes; Eurotiales; Aspergillaceae.
AUCUUCUACAGUGGUUAGAAAGUCUCCACCUGGUAAAUGAUAGUAUCAUUGGCAUAAAAGCCAUAAUAUACGCCCGCAAUGGGCUUGCUCGCCUUGCCGACUGAAAUUCUCCAUGAAAUCCUGAAUUUCUUUCCUAUCUGCUGGCUAGACGAGCCACGAGGGCUGCAUCAGCGAAAAACUCGCCACCCUGACACAGACAAGCUAUACUGGCUCCUGAGCCUUCGUCUUGUUGGUAAACGCCUCGACAAUAUAAUAAUCAACCGAUUUAUCAGUGCCAUCGGACGCGACGAGACAGACCCGCCGCCCACAGAGUGUGAUGCGGAAGGGCCACCAACGCGAUCCUCGGUAGUGCUGGGGAAACGUCUGCUUACUGCGAUUGUGCAAGAAUGCCGACUGAAGCCCUUUAAACAGAAAUGUCCUUUCGAGCUCGUUAAUACCAUUCUCGAUGGAGCAGAGCGUGCCGUGAACUUUCUUUCCCGAGAGGGCUUUGAUGAUGAGGACCUGCAAAAGAUUCGAGAAGACUAUAUGGAUGCGCUGGUCUCGGUCUUUGCGGUGCGUCUGCAACCGGACCCCAUUUGUGCGAUAAGGGAGGGUGUGCACGAAUGGGCCCCAGAGGAGGUGGAGGGUAGGUGGUAUGUCGCUGCGUUGCUAGGAGCAUCGUACUUGGGACGGAUCGACGAUAUGAAAUGCUUUCUGUCACUUGUUGACCAUGACGGGGACAUUUCAAAACUCUAUUCGAUGUCCUUUGUACUCGCCGCGGCUGCUUUAGGCGGGCAUAUGGAGGCAAUCCACUUUUUAUCUAGUUUUGAUUAUAUUGGUUACCACCAACAACUUGGCACCAGACAGAACACCGUGAUGCACUUUGCCGCCUUGGGUGGCCAUGCAGAUGUGGUGGCAUUCCUGUUGGAAAAUUGUGAUUAUUGGUACAUGUUGAAUGACGGGGACGAGAGUCCGCUUCUUUGGGCUGUUUGCGUUGGGCAUGUGGAUGUUGUUCGCGAGCUUAUAUCGAAAGACGUGCCGCAUAUUGGCACAGGACUGAAUAACCACAUGUUGACAUGGGCUGUGCAAGGUGGAAUUGAAGAUGUGGUUGUUGAGCUGCUGAAGAGCAGCAGGGUCUCGGCCAGGGGUGCUGAACCGGUCUCCCGGCGUUCCUACAGAAGGAUGAUGUCGGCUUUAGAACUUGCCGCUGCUCACGGCCGGGGUGAGAUUUUCCAACUCCUCCUUGCUGAUCCAAAGGCGGACAUAGCGGAACUUGAAGUUUUCCAUGGUGCCCUCGUCGGUGGAGACAUCAACAUUGUGCGGACGAUACUCGAUGCCGUCCCUGGGACUCUAGCGACAUAUGAGCGCGAAUACAAUAUACCAGCCGUCAUCGAUGUUGCGCAAACAAAUUGCUCGGAAGAGCUGCUUCGCUAUAUGCUAUCACGUAUGGACGUCGAUGUUAACCAUCCCUGUCGCGGGCAGGACACGGUUCUACACGCCGCCGUAAGAUCUGGAGACAUGGGCAAAUUCCAAGCGGUGUUGGACCAUCCAGACCUGGACAUAAACCAACCCUCACACUACAACAACGGGGAAUGUUUCGGGACAGUGCUGGAUAUUAUAUUGUGGGACUAUGAGAUAAGGGAGCCCAACAGGCUACCUUAUUUGAAGGCGUUAAUAGCGCGCCCAGACAUGAAUGUGAACUACCUCGGGCACUCGUAUGUGUCUACGGCGUUUGGUACUGCUGCUCUCUCAGACUCGACUGAGGUGAUGAAACUCCUGCUUGAACGUGACGACUUGGAUAAAGUGCCUAUAGAUCGACUAGGCUGUACGCCACUAUUGUCAGCGGCUGAAUCUAACAGUCCGAACGCGGUCGACCUCCUGUUAACACUCCCGGAGACGCUUUUGGACAUAUGGCACAAAGACAACGAAGGAAGCACAGCCCUUGAGCGUUCAGCGGCGGCAGGGAAUGUGGAAAUUGUAAAGAGACUGCUGGACCCUGCGCUGGGCGCGACAAGGCAAAUAAUACAAGAAGCCAUUGACCGGACAGAGGUUUACAUGCACGAAGGUUUCUUGGAUAACGAUAGAUAUACACGAGUAGAGAGCGCCGUGGAAAUGCUGCGGGAGCGCUUAGACGCAAUAGAUUGAUUGACGGAUUCUGCCGUUGUAGCUAGAGUUGUGUCCUGCUUAUUUCAUUCUGUAUAAUAGAUCGGCUUCAUGAAGCGUUGGCUUUUAGAAUGUAUGUUACUAUGGCACGGUCAAUUGUACUAUCGAACAUCGCC